Molecule: messenger RNA, 992 nt
Organism: Silurus meridionalis
Lineage: Eukaryota; Metazoa; Chordata; Actinopteri; Siluriformes; Siluridae
Product: growth factor receptor-bound protein 2-like
Exons: 3
Coding region: 404-775 (123 amino acids)
Molecular function (GO): protein binding
Source: RefSeq, a predicted model, not a curated record
CUAUAUCCUAUUUGUUUAGGAAGCCAAAUAGAUGUGUAAAUUUUUAUUAUUUGAGUGGAUAAAACCGCAACUAGUCAAAUUGCCACUUGGGCGUAUCUACUUAUCCGGGUUACAUGACUCGUGAUUCAUGAAUUCUUCUCUUCAUUGACUCGGAUCACUUUAAUCCUUGGUUAUCUUGCUGCUUAACAACAUGUAAAUAAAACUUGUAAAUUACACAGUUUAGUUGUUUUAAGCAAGUAAGUAUAGCAACAGGUAGCUGACUGAGUUUUUUAGGACAGUUCCUGUAUGGUCGGAAACACAGGAGUCUCAGUUUUGCAGGUCCUAUACGUGUCCUGGCUGAUCCACCUGAACCGUGCGAUUCAGAGGAUCCGUAGUGGAAUCCGGGAGAUUGUGAGUGGGAUUCAUGAAUCCACGGAUUCGGUUUGGCAAUGAUGUACUGCACUUCAAGGUGUUGCGUGAUGGGACAGGAAAAUACUUUUUGUGGGUUGUGAAGUUCAACUCACUUAACGAGCUGGUGGAUUAUCACCGUUCGACCUCCAUCUCUCGAAACCAACAGAUCUUUUUACUUGACAUUGAGCAGGUGCUUCAGCACCCCACAUAUGUGCAGGCCCUGUUUGACUUUGACCAUCAGGAGGAUGGAGAGUUGGGGUUCCGUCGUGGUGAUUUCAUCCAGGUCCUUGACAACUCCGAUCCUAACUGUUGGAAAGGUGCAUGCCACAGCCAGACAGGCAUGUUCCCAUGCAAUUAUGUCACACCUGCCAAUUGGAACAUGUAAACAGCAAAAUUGUAGGUCCCUUAUCUCCAAAAACACACAACCCUCUUCAGAUAAGCCUCAAUGUCCCCCUCUGCCCCUAACGGCCUGUGAUUUGCAGAGUGAGAAAAGAAAAAAGGAAACUGAAAAAAAAGAAAAGAAAAAAGAGUCAGGAGAGUGGGUUUCAUUUCUUCAGUCACAUACAGGCAAAAAAACAGAAUAAAUAAAAAAAAUCAACCAA